This is a messenger RNA of Racocetra persica, 757 nucleotides long. The record is from the annotation of a GenBank genome assembly. NCBI's taxonomy places the organism in Eukaryota, Fungi, Glomeromycota, Glomeromycetes, Diversisporales, Gigasporaceae.
AUGGCAACUAAGAUUUCUCAAUUGCGAAUCCAAAUUCGUUCGUUGCAAAAACAACUCCAGCAAUUCCAAAAAUAUUUCUCAAAAGGCACGUUUAGUUACCAGCAACGACAUUUUAUUCAAUGCUGCCAGUUUUUCGACCGGCUUCCGGCUAACGAUUUAAUUUCCUGGCCACUGGAUUAUUUUUGCCGCGAAUGCCGGAAAAGGCUAAGACUGGGCCUGAGAAAAAAAAGGGCCAAAUUUCCCGGCGAAAUCACCACGGAUAAACUGCGAAAUUAUUUUCGCCAGCAAUUAGGUCAAUACGACCCGGCUAGUCUGCAAGUGCAAAAGAUUGCUUUGCAUUCUUACCUUAAAUUCAGUAAGUUACCCAUUGACUGGGAAAAACUUGCGAGGAUUAUCCCCAGCAGCCAACGGAAAUUUUUUGCUACUAUCAACGAGCAGGAUUUAGCCCAAUUAAAAGCGGCCAAGGUCGAAAAAAAUCCCCGUGAAUCUUUGCGAGUGCAUGGCAAAGGUAACAAAGUCCGGUUUGUUUUACUCCCGGAAACUUUGACCACGAAAAUUCAUCCUUACCGUAAGGGUUAUUUGUUCACCAGUCAACGCGGCAAACCUAUUAAGGCCGAAUAUAUUCGGUGGUUACUCAAAAGCCGCACCCAACAAGCCGGAAUUAAAAAACGCAUUACGCCUCAUACUUUUCGGCGGAGUUUUGCUACUUUAUUACAUAACCGGGGAGCUCAUUUGACUAGUAUUCAAAGAUUAUUAG